Molecule: messenger RNA, 498 nt
Organism: Orycteropus afer afer
Lineage: Eukaryota; Metazoa; Chordata; Mammalia; Tubulidentata; Orycteropodidae
Gene: CLEC5A
Product: C-type lectin domain containing 5A
Biological process (GO): innate immune response
Molecular function (GO): virus receptor activity
Source: RefSeq, a predicted model, not a curated record
AUGAACUGGAACAUGAUUAUCUCGGGGUUGAUUUUGGUGGUCCUGAAAGUCAUUGGAAUGACCUUUUUCCUCCUCUAUCUCCCACAGAUUUUUGGCAAAAGGAAUAACAGUGUCAUCCCCACAAACAGCUACGGAACAGUCUGCCCCAGAGGGUGGGAUCUGCAUCAAGGGAGAUGCUUCCUCUUGGCCACUUCUGAACUGUCUUGGAAGGAAAGCAAGAGCUUUUGUGAAGCAGAAGGCUCCACUCUGGCAAUAGUUGACACCCCAGAGAAGCAGAAGUUUCUCCAAGACAUAACUGGUGCUGAGAAGUACUUCAUAGGCUUAACAUACAAGCCUGCGGAGAAAAGGUGGCAAUGGAUCAACAACUCCAAUUUCAAGGGCGAUGUGAUCAACUUCAAUCAGAAUUUCAACUGUGUGACCAUAGGCCUAACAAAGACAUUUGAUGCUGCAUCAUGUGACACCAACUACCGCUGGAUCUGUGAGAAGAAUGCCCAGUGA